This is a messenger RNA of Alnus glutinosa, 1945 nucleotides long. RefSeq names its product NAC domain-containing protein 14-like. Bases 49 to 1551 code for a protein of 500 amino acids. NCBI's taxonomy places the organism in Eukaryota, Viridiplantae, Streptophyta, Magnoliopsida, Fagales, Betulaceae. Gene Ontology annotation, molecular function: DNA binding. Gene Ontology annotation, biological process: regulation of DNA-templated transcription. The record is from RefSeq and is a predicted model, not a curated record. The transcript has 5 exons.
UCCAAUCUUCUGUGAGCGUGCGUGCGAGCGAGCGAGCCUGCGUGUGUGAUGGAUACGUUGUCUUUGACGAAUCAGCCAUGGGGUGUCAGGUUCAGUCCGACGGACGAGGAAAUCUUCCAACGGUACCUGAUGCUAAAGAACAGUGGGAAUGAAGAAGAAGUUGGCUUCAUUCGCGAAGUUAAUUUCUUCAAACGGGAGCCCUGGGAGUUGCCUGAUUACUCCGGCAUAGAGACAAUUACAAAGGAUCAAGAGUGGUUCUUCUUCUCGCAACUUGAUCUGAAGAACCGGAAUGGGAAUCGGUUGAACAGGAAGACCGAUGCUGGGUACUGGAAAGUAACUGGUAAGGAUCUCAAAAUCUCGUCCGUUGACGGAGAGAGCUUGAUUGGAAAGAAAAAGAUACUGGUUUUCCAUGAGGGGCGUUCUCCAAACAGCAAAAUAACUGAUUGGGUCUUGCAUGAGUACCACGCGACCCGGACGGAGCUUCAGGGCACCAACCCCGCUCAGAAAACCUUUGUCCUCUGUCGUUUAUUCAAGAGACCUAACAAUAUUAAUGGUAGCAAAGGUCGAAAGCGAAAGUACUCUACCAAAGCUAGACCUGCCAAGUCUAAACCAGCUGCUCGUGCUUCAGUAUCUCCACCAUCAGUUAAUUAUAAUGAGGAAGUUGACAAUCAUGUCACAAGAUGCUGUCCUAAUGGAACGACGACAUCUUCAGUUUCUACAGCAUCAUCAGUUGAUGAGGAAGGUGAUCACAAUCAUGUCACAAGAUGUUAUCCAACAACAACUUUUGACGGAAAGACAUCAAACACUAAAGCAUUCAGUACCGAGUGUAACCACAUUAGUGAAAAAGCGUUCACUAAAAAAGAUCAGGUGGGCGAAGGAAUGGUUGAUGAUGAUCAUGAGGCGGUAGACUCAACUAUGUCCGGUGUCCCACCAGAGCUACUAGAUAUAGAUCGGAGCAAGCCCUUCCACUCGCGGAUGCAUCCUCUUUGCAUGCCUUUCUCUGUCGCAGAUGAUUCAAACUACCGUGAUGAUGAGGUGCCUUAUCAAUAUGGCACGAAUGUCACAAGAUGCUGUCCUGAUGGAAAGACGACAUCUUCAGUUUUUCCAGCAUCAUCAGUUAAUGAGGAAGGUGAUCACAAUCAUGUCACAAGAUGUUAUCCGACAACAACUUUUGACGGAACGACAUCAAACACUAAAGCAUUCAGUACUGAGCGUAACCAAUGUAGUGAAAAAGCAUCCACUAAAAAAGAUCAGGUGGCCGAAGGAACGGCUGAUGAUGAUCAUGAGGCGGUAGACUCAACUAUGUCCGGUGUCCCACCAGCGCUACGAGAUAUAGAUUGGCGCAAGCAGUUGCCCGUGCUGUCGCCCGACCAUCCUUUUUACGUGUCUUUCACUGUUCCCGUUGAUUCAAACUACUGUUAUGAUGUGCCUUAUCAAUAUGGCACGAAUGAUGGAGCCGCCUUAUUCUCUGAGAUAUGUGGUCCAAUGGAUAUUGAUUAUCCGGAUGCGUUCCCUCAGAAUGAUCCCAGCAGUCAAGAGAAUCUUCCUUAAGCGGAACCGGAUCCUCUCCAUUUCAAAUCACGGCUAGGAUGGCUUAAAAACAAUCUAAAGCCUUUAAAGUGCCACGUAAUAAGCUGCUACUUAUAACGGGGGUUCUGAAAAUAACAAAACGUUAAAGUUAUUAGAGUUGAAAUUCCUCUUCCUUCCCAGAGGAUAUAGACGGUCACUCUCCCUGAUCGAUCCGCGAGGCUGAGAAUUAAUGGAGUUCUUCCACAAGGUGUUCGGGACAGUCACUGUCCCUCUCUUUCUCUGAGAUUGAUUUGUGAGGCCGAGGAUGGAGCUCUUCCACAAGGUGUUUGGUGCUCUCGCUAUCCAUCUCAAGAUGUGAUGUACAAAUGCAGUGAUAAAUAAUGGAAUAUUGAGGAAUGAGGACCCUCUUUAUGAA